AUACUUCCAACCAUUGCAACGCUUUCGCGCUGCCCGAGCUACCGUCUAAGACUAACCUCGUCUGGCCGCAGUCGCCUGCUUGCUUCGCUGCUCUCCGAAGCAAGAGUAGCGCGCCAUACUCAUAAAACGGCGAAGACAUAACUUCGACGACCUCUGACGGCGACGCCCAGAGACGAAGACAAAGGCCAAGACGAGGACAAUCCCGAAUAUGAACACCCGACCGCACAAGCAGAGCAUGUCCGAGCUCAAGCUUAGGCGGCUCACCGAGCACAACAUGCGGCUCAAAGAGGACCUGGAUCGGCCGCGAGUAAAAGUCUCAGAAGCGAGCGCAUCCCUGAUUCGCUAUUGCAAGACAACAAAGGACUACCUUGUCCCAUCCGUCUGGGGCCCCGUCGACAAGCGGGAAGACCCGUAUGCUCCGCAUGGCGGCGGAUGCGAGUGUGCUAUCAUGUGAUGCGAAGAUGGACAUCUUUUAGCCAUCGCAGUGAUCGGCACAGACGCAUUCGCUUUUGUGGCGGGUGGCGAUGCUCGAGCAUACAUGCUUUCAAAGGGAAGAAGCAGUCUGAUAUUCUCAGGACGGGCAUUCGACCCAUCUAGGCGACCUUCGCAUGUUGCCGGUUGCGGAUACAGGGUACAUGGCCCCGAUGCUGUAUGCUCGUCCUAAUCACUCGAUCGCCACCAUCAAGACGCCCCCUGGGAACCACCUAGUGGCGUUGCCGCGCACUC
Molecule: messenger RNA, 726 nt
Organism: Tilletiaria anomala UBC 951
Lineage: Eukaryota; Fungi; Basidiomycota; Exobasidiomycetes; Georgefischeriales; Tilletiariaceae
Product: putative guanine nucleotide-binding protein gamma subunit
Exons: 3
Coding region: 209-454 (81 amino acids)
Biological process (GO): G protein-coupled receptor signaling pathway
Cellular component (GO): heterotrimeric G-protein complex
Molecular function (GO): G-protein beta-subunit binding
Source: RefSeq, a predicted model, not a curated record